UAAUGCAUCUAGAAGCUGUUUACCAACCGCUAUUAACCGACAAAGGAACUUCCUUGUUCUGUCAGGUCAGAGGUCAGAUCGCGCGCCUCACAUUAAAAUGGUGAGAGGAAGUUUUGAAACAAGCGGUUUCAUGACAGACUAAAGCUGAUACACCAACUUUGAAACUGCUGUGAACGCUACAAAGAACAACAGUUUUGUGAUUUUUUUCCACCCCAGUAGGCAGUUUAUCGUUGUUAGCUUAUCCGUUAGCCACUUUAGCUGGCUGAUGAAGAAGCUACCUGCUAGCUAACUAGCUCAACUUCAAGCUCGCUAACCGACACUGGCAUUUCUUUGACCGGAGCACAGCAAGCUAACGCAGACAUGCAGGAGUUACUGGCUAAUGUGGACCACAUUAAGUUUGACCUGGAGAUUGCUGUGGAGCAGCAGCUGGGAGCGCAGCCUCUGCCUUUCCCCGGCAUGGACAAAUCCGGGUCUGCUGUUUGUGAGUUCUUCAUGAGAGCAGCUUGUGUGAAAGGUGGGAUGUGUCCGUUCCGUCACAUCAGCGGAGAGAAGACGGUGGUGUGUAAGCACUGGCUCAGAGGACUGUGUAAGAAGGGAGACCAGUGCGAGUUCCUCCACGAGUACGACAUGACCAAGAUGCCUGAAUGCUACUUCUACUCCAAGUUUGGUGAGUGCAGCAACAAGGAGUGUCCCUUCCUGCACAUCGAUCCAGAGUCGAAGAUCAAAGACUGUCCCUGGUACGACCGAGGCUUCUGUAAACACGGCCCGGACUGCAGACACAGACACAUGAGGAGAGUGAUCUGCAUGAAUUACCUGGUGGGCUUCUGUCCAGAGGGAAAAUCCUGUAAAUUUAUGCACCCCCGUUUUGAGCUGCCCAUGGGAACCUCUGAACAGCCUCCUCUACCACAGCAGACCCUGAACCAGAUGAAGCCUGUGCCAACCAUCGGCCGCUCCUCGCUCUCGCUGAUUCAGCUGACCAACUGCAGUCUGGGCCAGCGGCCUCAGGACAACAUAGUCAUAGGCGCUUCUCAACAAAAUAACCUGGCUGCCAACAGAGGGCCCCGUCCGCUGGACCAGGUCACCUGCUACAAGUGUGGUGAGAAGGGCCACUACGCCAACAAAUGUACUAAAGGUCAUCUUGCCUUCCUGAGCGGACAGUAACCUCCAGACACUCCGGUUAAGACUUUGCCUUUUUCAGCCUGUAGAUACAUGAAGGUGACCAGGAAGGACACCGUUUGGCUCAGCUCACAUUGUGUCUCACAGGAUAAGUGCUGAGUUGACCACCAGUGGACACAGUGCUCAUGUUCUCACAUCUGGACUCUGUACAAACAAAGGUUCUUGCUGUAGAUGUCAGGUGUGUAUAGGCAGAAACAGUCCCAGUCAUUAAACACACUGCCUGCACACUGAUGAGGCUCUAAAGAAGCAAAACAAGGAAGUUUAUUCCAUGUGGAAAAAGUGUUGCCUCUGUAAAGCCUGUUUUGUGAGUAUGAGGUUUUCUAUGAAU
This is a messenger RNA of Monopterus albus (swamp eel), 1504 nucleotides long. It is a transcript of the gene cpsf4, whose product is annotated as cleavage and polyadenylation specific factor 4. The coding region runs from base 361 to 1161 and encodes 266 amino acids. Gene Ontology annotation, molecular function: zinc ion binding; RNA binding. The record is from RefSeq and is a predicted model, not a curated record. Lineage: Eukaryota; Metazoa; Chordata; Actinopteri; Synbranchiformes; Synbranchidae. The transcript is spliced from 8 exons.